AAUAUCAGCAGAUGAUAAUCCACGCCAGAUACCCUGAAGACCGUGCAGCAGUCAGACUGUAGCUCCAGUGUCUGUCCAGCAGAGGUCGCUGUUUGACCGUCUUUGGCUGUUUGUCCCGAACCUUCAGAGCUGGGCUGGAAGCUGCAGCUUUGAUAACGUUAGCUAAAAGCCAAUCUGCGGCUUCUGUUCCCUACGAGCCGUGCUGCGCCCGCUAAACAGCUGUGCACCAUUUGCUGUACUGGAGAACAGGACCUCCAGCUCUGUAAGGAGAAUAGAGCCCCAUUGGACGGAAACACUGUUUGGUUUUUCAAAAUGUUUAACCUGAUGAAAAAGGAUAAGGAGAGGGAAGGCAGUAGGAAGGAGAAAAAGGAUAAGAAAGAGAGGAUGUCUGCAGCAGAGUUGCGCAGCCUGGAGGAGAUGAGCAUGCGGCGUGGUUUUUUCAAUCUCAAGAGGGAGGCCAAGCGUGAGUCCAAGAACAAACUAGAGAUCUCUAACCCCAUUCCCAUCAAAGUGGCCAGCAGCAACGAGCUCACCCUCACUGAUAUUGAAUCGGAUGGCUUGAGCAACCGAAGCAGUAUGGUUCUCGAUGGCCAGCUGAGUGCUGCCAGCUCCACUGAUGACCUGAAGGGUGAGGGUGGUGGAGGACAGGAUGGUCACCGUGGCUCAGUACGUGAUCGUGUGGCACACUUUGGGUCACUUGCCAAGCAAAACUCAUCGCAGGUGGGUCAGAUGAUGAAAAGAUUCUCCUUUUCUCAGAGGAGCAAAGAGGAGAGCCCUUCGGAGGGCUCCACCCCCUCAGGCCAAAACUCUGCUGCCCCGUCCCCGCAGGUGGAGAGCAAAGUGUUCAGCAUGCUCCGCAAGCACAGCCUCAUGCAGCCGCCUGGAGCACUGGCAACCAAAAAAGUCUGCAUCCCUGAAGUGGUUGACAAGACCUUUCCGGCACAGCUGCAGCUACCAGCUGUCGUUGCGCCAAGUGCACCAGAAACACGUGAGCUGGAGCUUCAGCGCCGCAACACUGGCGACUUUGGAUUUUCUUUGCGUCGCACUACAAUGUUGGACCGCAGCCCUGAUGGAGGCGUGUACAGGCGUGUGGUCCACUUUGCAGAGCCUGGUGCCGGCACCAAGGACCUGGCGCUGGGGCUGGUGCCGGGGGACAGGCUGGUGGAGAUAAAUGGACGGAAUGUGGAGAACAAGAGCCGUGAUGAGAUAGUGGAGAUGAUCCGUCAGUCGGGAGACACAGUGAGGCUAAAGGUGCAACCCAUCCUGGAGCUGAGCGAGCUGAGCCGCUGCUGGCUGAGAAAUACCGAGGGUCAACGCGGGGAGGCCAGACAUGUGAAGACAGAGGAGCAGAUUGCAGCCGAGCAGGCCUGGUAUGGAUCAGAGAAAGUUUGGCUAAUCCACAAAGAUGGCUUUUCCCUGGCCACUUUGUUGAAGACAGAGGAAGGCUCUCUACCAGAGGGCAAGGUGAAAAUCAAACUUGAACAUGAUGGGACAACACUGGAUGUAGACGAAGACGAUGUAGAGAAGGCCAACCCACCAUCAUACGGCCGAUCAGAGGACCUAGCCUCAUUGCUCUAUCUGAAUGAAUCCAGUGUGAUGCACUGCCUGAGGCAGCGCUACGGAGGCAACCUCAUCCACACCUUUGCUGGACCCAACAUGGUCAUCAUCAACCCCCUCAGCACACCCUCCAUGUACUCUGAGAAGGUGAUGCACAUGUUCAAAGGAUGUCGGCGUGAGGACUCUGCUCCUCAUAUCUACUCUGUAGCUCAGUCGGCCUACCGCAACCUACUUACCACCCGGCAGGAUCAGUCCAUCGUGCUGCUUGGCAAAUCUGGCAGCGGCAAGACCACAAACUGUCAGCACCUGGUCCAGUAUUUGGUAUCUAUUGCUGGGAGCACGGGCAAAAUCUUCUCUGCUGAGAAGUGGCAGGCCGUGUACACCAUCCUGGAGGCUUUUGGCAACAGCUCCACUUCCAUGAACAUCAACGCUAGCCGCUUCUCCCACGUAGUGUCCCUUGAUUUUGACCAGGCUGGCCAGGUGGCCUUUGCCUCAAUCCAGACAAUGCUGCUGGAGAAACUGCGUGUGAGCAGACGACCUGAAGCAGAAUCCACAUUCAACGUCUUUUACUACUUGAUGGCCGGAGCCGACAGCAGCCUGAAAACGGAGCUGCACUUAAACCACCUAGCUGAGAAGAGUGCUUUUGGGAUCCUACCUCUGUCUAAGCCUGAGGACAAGCAGCGAGCCUCACAGCAGUUCACCAAGCUGCAGGCAGCCAUGAAGGUGCUGGGCAUCUCUGGUGAAGAGCAGAAGGCCCUCUGGCUCAUCUUGGGAGCUAUUUAUCACUUGGGGGCUGCAGGAGCCACAAAAGACGGAGAUGAAGCUGGACGUAGGCAGUUCGCCCAUCAUGAAUGGGCCCAGAAGGCUGCCUACCUGCUGGGCUGUACCUUGGAGGAACUGUCCUCUUCGAUCUUUAAGCACCAAGCCAAAGGACUGCAGCAUUCCACCUCCUUCAGAGGAGGAUCAGACGAGGCCAGCCAAGGUGACAGCUCAGGCUCCAAAGUCAUAGCUCUGGAGUGUUUGGAGGCCAUGGCAUCUGGACUGUACUCUGAGAUCUUCACUCUUGUUGUUUCCUUCAUCAACAGGGCUCUUAAGUCCAGUCAACACUCUCUGUGCUCCCUGCUGAUUGUGGACACUCCGGGUUUCCAGAACCCUCGGCUGGCUCAGCAGCAACGGGGAGCCACAUUUGAGGAGCUCUGCCACAACUACACCCAGGAGAGGCUGCAGACACUGUUCCAUGAACGCACCUUCGUCCAGGAGCUGGAGAGAUACAAGGAGGAAAACAUAGAGCUUGCUUUAGAUGACAUAGAGUCCAGUACCUCAAUGUCUGUAGCAGCAAUUGACCAAGCCUCAACCCAAGCUCUGGUGCGUACUCUGGCUAGGACAGAUGAGGCUCGGGGCCUUCUGUGGUUGAUGGAGGAGGAGGCUGUUCAGCCUGGGGGUUCAGAGGAAACCAUGCUGGAGAGACUCUUCAAUUACUACGGCUCUGCACAGGGAGAAAACAAAGGAGCUAACCUGCUGCUGCGAGGAGAGAAGCCCCACUUAUUCCUGCUGGGCCACAGCCACGGGACAGAUUGGGUGGAGUACAAUGCUCAGGGAUGGCUGAGCCAUGCCAAGCACAACCCUGCUGCCCAGAAUGCUGCCACACUGCUGCAGGACUCCCAGAAGAAGAACAUCAGUGGGCUGUUUAUGGGCCGGGCCAGUGGCGCCACAGUGUUGUCAGGCUCCAUUGCUGGACUGGAGGGUAGCUCCCAGCUUGCUCUGCGUCGAGCCACUAGCAUGAGGAAAACCUUCACUACAGGCGUGGCUGCUGUCAAGAAGAAGAGCCUUUGCAUCCAGGUCAAACUUCAAGUGGAUGCUUUGAUUGACAUGGUGCGUCGCUCCAGGGUUCAUUUUGUCCACUGCCUACUGCCCAAAGCAGAGGCAGUGGGUGGAGGAGGUGAGCCCCGUGUGACCCAUGGAGAGAGCCCAGACUCGGGCCUUAUGACUUUGGAUGUUGGCCUCCUGAGAGCCCAGCUCCGAGGAUCCAAACUGCUGGAUGCUCUACGCAUCUACAGGCAAGGAUACCCAGACCACAUGGUAUUUUCUGAGUUCCGCAGGCGCUUUGAUGUCCUGACACCUCAUCUGACCAAGAAGCAUGGCCGCCACUAUAUUGUAACAGAUGAGAAGAGGGCAGUGGAGGAGUUGCUGGAGUCCUUGGAGCUGGAGAAGAGCAACUACCACUUGGGGCUGAGCAGGGUGUUCUUCAGGGCAGGAACUUUGUCCAGGCUGGAGGAGCAGCGGGACGUGCAGACGAGGAGGAACAUCUCUAUGUUCCAGGCUGCAUGCAGGGGAUACCUGGCUAGACAUGCCUUCAAGAAGAGGAAGAUCCAGGAUUUGGCCAUCCGCUGUAUUCAGAAGAACAUUAAAAAGAAUCGUGGUGUCAAAGACUGGCCAUGGUGGAAGCUCUUGACCACAGUCAGACCUCUGAUAGAGGUGCAGCUCACUGAGGAACAAAUCCGUGGCAAAGACGAAGAGAUCCAGCAGCUGAAGCAGAAGGUGGAGAAGGUGGAGAAAGAGAGGAAUGAGCUGAGACUCAGUAACGAUCGCCUUGAGAGCCGGAUCACAGAGCUGUCGUCAGAACUGGCUGAUGAGCGUAAUACAGGGGAGUCGGCCUCCCAGCUGCUGGAGACUGAAACUUCUGAGAGACUCCGCCUGGAGAAAGACAUGAAGGACCUGCAGGCCAAGUUUGACAGCAUGAAGAAACAGAUGGAGUCCAUGGAGAUGGAGGUGAUGGAGGCUCGACUCAUCAGGGCUUCUGAACUCAAUGGAGAGAUGGAUGAUGAUGACACAGGAGGAGAGUGGAGGCUGAAAUAUGAACGAGCCAUCAGAGAGAUUGAAUUCACCAAGAAGAGACUGCAGCAGGAGUUUGAUGACAAGCUGGAGGUUGAACAGCAGAACAAACGGCAGCUGGAGAGGAGGAUAAGUGACCUGCAGGCCGAUAAUGAAGAGUCUCAGCGAAACAUCCAGCAGCUGAAGAAGAAAACACAACGCCUGACUUCUGAAUUGCAGGACACCAAACUUCAUUUGGAGGGCCAACAGAGCCGCAAUCAUGACCUGGAGAAGAAGCAGAGGAAGUUUGACAGUGAGCUGAGUGCAGUCCAGGAGGAGGUUCAGAGGGAGAGGAGCCUAAGGGAGAAACUCGCUCGAGAGAAGGACAUACUGAGUGGAGACGCUUUCAGCCUCCGACAGCAGCUAGAGCCGGGGGGCCCGGACGGACGGACGCUCCUCGCCGUCGGCUGGGAUGGACGGACGCUCCUCACCGUCAGCCGAGAGAAUCAAACAUACAUCCAGGUUCAAACUAGUAUCACACAAAGCGAUUAUAAGAUCCAGAAAGAAGCUCCGUGCAUUAGCAACUCUGCGUGCUGUUCUUCCCCUCUGGAGGAGCAGCUGAGCCGUCUGCAGAGAGAGAAAAAUGACCUGCAGUCCAGAGUGGAGGAGGACCAGGAGGACCUCAAUGAGCUAAUGAAGAAACACAAAGCUGCUGUGGCCCAGUCGGCCCAGAACCUGGCUCAGAUCAGUGACCUCCAAGCCCAGCUGGAUGAGGCCCUCAAGGAAAAGCAGGAUAUUCAAGAAAAGAUGCAAGCCCUCCAGAGCCAACUUGAUUUCCAGGAACAGUCCAUGGUGGAGAAAUCUCUCGUCAGCCGGCAGGAGGCCAAGAUUCGUGAACUGGAGUCCAAGCUGGAGUUUGAGAAGACCCAGGUCAAACGCCUGGAGAGCCUUGUAGCUCGUCUUAAGGAGAACCUGGAGAAGCUUACGGAGGAACGAGACCAGCGCAGCAGCAGUGAGAACCGAGAGAAGGAGCAGAACAAACGUCUGCAGAGACAGAUCCGCGACGUCAAAGAAGAGAUGGGUGAACUUGCUAAAAAGGAAGCCGAGGCCAGCCGCAAGAAACAUGAGCUGGAAAUGGAUAUUGAGAGCUUAGAGGCUGCAAAUCAGAGCCUGCAGGCAGACCUCAAGCUGGCUUUCAAAAGGAUUGGUGACCUCCAGGCAGCCAUCGAGGAUGAGAUGGAGAGUGAUGAUAAUGAAGACCUUAUCAACAGUUUGCAAGAUAUGGUGACAAAGUAUCAGAAAAGACAGAACAGAACUCAGGGGGAUUCAGACACAGAUUCUGAGGUGGAGGAUCGUGUGGAUGGGGUGAAAUCUUGGCUGUCAAAAAGCAAAGGUUCCGCAAAGAACCUCUCAGAUGACGGCAGCCUCAAGAGCUCCAGAUUUGCUUUAAAUGUAGACGCAAAUGAAGGGAACGAUUGGAAGGAGGGUAAGGAAUGGAAAAAGGCGAAUAAAGAGAGCAAAGAGGUAGAGUCAAGCAGGCCAGUGUCAGUGAUGAGCUCCCUCAGCUACAGAAAACAAUCAAGCCUUGACACUGCCAAGUUAGAAAAUGAAACCUUACAUAAGACUAAACCCAAAACCUCAGAUCUUAAGGAUGACACCUUCUCAGUAAGCUCAAGGAGGAAGCCACAGCUAGGGGAUGAAAGGAAUGACACAGAAUCAGUCGUGUCCCAGACCUAUUCAGAAGUCAACAGCAGAGCUAGGGCAGGCAGGGACAGCUGCUGGUCUGACUUUGACAAAGAAUCAACCAUUUUAUUCGCUGCACCAAGUCGGGCCUCUACACGUCUCGGUUUAAACCCUGAGAAUGAUGCAAAGUCUACCAUCAGCUUAGGUUUGUCAAGCCCACGUGGACGUCGAUACACCUCACACUUAGAUGAGGACCGUGGUGGGCGGUCAUUGUAUGGUAGCAGUCCCAGUAGCCCUUGCUUUAGUAGACGGUCUGGGGGUCGCAGUCCUGGAAGUGUUAGCCAAGCUGAUUCCCAUAUGUCGCUGGCACGCAGCUGCCGUCUGAGCGAGUUUGAUGUUGAUAUAGAUGAUAGUCGAAGUGUGGCCUUCACUGAGAGGCCAACAUACAGUCCUCACUCAUCCACUGGCCGCAGUAUCUCCAUGCCACCACCGCAGGCUAGAUCAUCAACUGCUGGUAAUGACCCAGCUGAUAACUGGGACAUCAAAACAGUCAGUCAUCGCAACUACCUCGACCCUGAUCUAGAGAAAGCCAUAAAUGAGGUGCUGAGUUUCAAGCCAAUCAAAUUCAAACGCAGGAGCUUAGAGAACUCUGAGGGUGAAGAAGAAAAAAUUAAGAAUGAUGAAGACGACAGCAAAGCACGGAACCGCGACAGUUCUUGCCUUGCCAGCAGCCUCAGACGCUCUGCAUCUGCUGUGGACUGCAUGAGAUCAUCUCACAGAGCCAACAGCUGCAGCAGUCGCCACCGCAGCAAGAGCAAGAGCAAGAAAAAGAAGAGGAGCCACAGUUCUGAGUCUGAUAGCUCAGGAAAUGACCAGGGUCACAGGAGUAGUUCCAAGAGGAGGUCCAAGAAGUCCAAGAAAAAGUCCAAAAAGAGGGAUCAGUCUUCUUCCUCAUCAUCAUCAUCUUCAGAUUCUGAGUCAGACACUGGAUCUGAAUCAAGCUCUGGUGCUUCUACAAUUUCUUACCGAAGCUCCAGCAGUGUGAAGAGGGCCCCAGUUCCAAAGGCGUCCAGCCCAGAAGAAGAAGAAGCAAGGCCACAGAGUGAAAGCCAACCCCUUAGUAAAAAGGAUGAUAAGAAAAGGAAGAAGAAGGUGGACAGUCUGAUGAUGAAGUACCUGUACCGACCGGACAGUGACUGAGGCAGGCACCCCCCCGGUCGAAGACGUUACUGCUUCGACAUUUCUGAUGAAGAGGAGGAGGAAGAAGAAAAAAAAGAAGACGGGGCGAUCCAGGGCUCAUACUCCUCUCAAUACAGAUACGGCAGCCAUCUGAAAGACAGCGAGGAC
This is a messenger RNA of Acanthopagrus latus (yellowfin seabream), 7398 nucleotides long. RefSeq names its product unconventional myosin-XVIIIa-like. The transcript is spliced from 40 exons. NCBI's taxonomy places the organism in Eukaryota, Metazoa, Chordata, Actinopteri, Spariformes, Sparidae. Gene Ontology annotation, molecular function: cytoskeletal motor activity; ATP binding; protein binding. The record is from RefSeq and is a predicted model, not a curated record. The coding region runs from base 313 to 7251 and encodes 2312 amino acids. Gene Ontology annotation, cellular component: myosin complex.